This is a messenger RNA of Poeciliopsis prolifica (blackstripe livebearer), 1875 nucleotides long. Its product is annotated as protein phosphatase 1 regulatory subunit 37. NCBI's taxonomy places the organism in Eukaryota, Metazoa, Chordata, Actinopteri, Cyprinodontiformes, Poeciliidae. Gene Ontology annotation, molecular function: protein binding. The record is from RefSeq and is a predicted model, not a curated record. Bases 1 to 1338 code for a protein of 445 amino acids. The transcript is spliced from 11 exons.
AUGACACGCUGCAGUGAUAGUGGUGAGGACUGCACAGAGAAUCCAGACAGAAACCAGAAGAGAAAGAAAAGGGGGAAACAUGUGUCAUUCCCUCCUGAUGAGCAGAUAGUGUCCGGCUUUGCAGAGGAUGCAGGCAGAACAGACGAUAGCUGUAUCACCCUAAUGGAUGUAAUUGGAGCUUAUCAGCAGAGCUGCAGUAAACACCAGGUCCAACCCAAAGAGAGCAUCCUCCAGCAACUCCAGCAGGGUGUGUGUGGAGGAGGCAGCGUUGAAUGUCUGGAUCUCAAAGGUGAGCGAUUAGACCACCGCUCCUGUGAAGCUCUGGAAGUCGUCCUGAAAUCGCUGCACUUUGAUUUCAUCAAUCUGCAGGCAGCGCAACUGGAGGAAAAUGGAGCAUCGUCCUUGCUGGAUAUGAUUUUGUACUAUGAAUCCACAACACAUCUUGACAUUUCUGACAACGGCAGUAUGGGAACAUCAUCUUGGAGGGCCCUCGCUCAUUUGAUAAAGCAGAGUGUGUGUCUGUCUAGACUGGAUGCUUGUAAUGUGUGUCUGGUUGACUACCCAGUUCAGUCUUUAUCUAAAGCUCUGCUGACCAGCCGACUCAGAGUGCUCCACCUUAACAAUGCCCAGCUCAGUGGCUCAUCGUUGUUCACACUCGUUCGCACCUUGAAAACAAACAGAGCUUUAUUGGAGCUCCAUCUUUCCAGCAACCAGUUGAACGGCUACCAGGACGCCAUGCAGCUGGGAGAUCUGCUGAGAUACAACAACACUUUGCGGAUGUUGGAACUCAGUGACAAUGUUUUAGCAGAUGCAGGAUUGGAAGAGCUGUGUGAUGGCCUAUCCAGACAGACAAAGGGUCUGAAAGUCUUAAUCCUCAAGAACAACCAGAUCACAGAGAGAGGCAUGAACCACCUGGCCAAGACUCUGCCAGGUCUGAAGAUCCUGGAGGUCCUGGAUUUAGGGGACAAUCACCUGGGGAAUGAGGGCAUCCAGAUGAUCAGGGAGCCACUAAUGGUGAACAGUUCAUUGUUGCAUCUCGGCCUUGCCCAAACCAAGAUCACCUGUGAAGGUGCUGUGGCAUUGGCCGAGUUCCUUGCUGAGAGUCGUCUUAUUCAGAGGCUGGACCUCCAUCAGAACCGAGUGAAGCUCGGAGGCUUGAUGGCCCUCAGCCUGGCGCUGAGGAUUAAUUGCUCUCUGUCUCAACUGGGUGUGGAUCCCAUACCUCCACAAGAGCUGGAUGAGUUUCUGACAGAGACUCAGAAGAGGCUUCAAGCAGAGAUCACCCAGCGCUGCAACACCAACGCCAGCCGGCUCCAGAGAAACCCGUCUGAGAGAUGAACAUGGAGUGAUGCUCAUAUCUGAAAUUAUAAGAAAGAAUCUAAACAUCUGACUCAUGCAUUACGCAAAUAAUAACUCCACUAAAAUUAAAGAUAACAUAUUCCUAAUGUUCCCACUGAGCCUUUUAACACAUAAAGAUAUUACUCAUAUGUGGAUGGGCUGGAAAAUAGAAGAAUCUGCCCAAUUAUGCUUCUCUUUUCUGUGUGAUACAUUCUGGUUCACAGAACCACUCAGAUUUAAUAUCCAUUGAGCUAACCUGUAGUAAUCCUAAAAGUCAGCAUGAAUAAUCCAGUUGUUCUUCUCCAUAGCUCUGAAACGUAGGAAUCAGUGCUCAGAGUGAAAUGCAACAUGUUUUUACUGAAAGAUAGUGAAAGGUAAACAAAGAAGGAUUUACUGUUUCUGGGCUUUAAAACAGUUUAUUGAGUUCAUUAAUCUCAAAGCAGCUGCAUUUAGACCUAACAGUGGUUAGGUCCAAUAAUCUGUCUGACAGGAAAACUGAUGUUACAAAACAUAAAAUACAAAUGUAAAAAUAUACUU